Messenger RNA from Symbiodinium necroappetens, 2928 nucleotides. Lineage: Eukaryota; Dinophyceae; Suessiales; Symbiodiniaceae. The record is from the annotation of a GenBank genome assembly.
AUGGCUGGGGUCUGGAAAGAAGAUGGAUCCUACGAGUAUGCCCCUGGCGAGCGUGCAAGGCUGAAAGGCAAAGAGAAAGGAAAGGACAAGGGCAAAGGCAAAGACAAGGGAAAAGGAGAGAAAGGGAAAGGGAAAGGCAAGGAGAAGGGGAAGGACUCCAUGACUGCGGCAGAGCGCCUCGCCUUCGCACAGGGCGCGUUGUCUGCAGACGGUCCCGCAGCCAAGAAAGCCCGUGUUGGGGAGCCUGGGGCCGGAGCAGAAGAAGAAGAGGAGGAGCUUCCCGAGUUCGACUUCGAAAAGGACUGGAAAGAUAAAUCCGUCGCACUCCUGAACCUCAAGGGAGCAAAGGAUCUCAACGGUCUCAUGGGAGUGGUCAAAGAGUACAACGAAGAAACAAAGCGAUUUCUGGUUUGUGUGGAGGGUGGCAAAGGCGAGAAGAGCAUCAAGAUGGAGAACAUCUUCAAGGUGAUGACUGGAUGCAUCGUGAAGCUCCGCGGCCUAGAUUCCAUAGAGCUGAACGAAGCCAUCGGAGAAUGCGGGCGGCUUGAUGUAGAGAACCUGAGAUACGACAUCACACUGUCUGACGGACGUCAUGUCAAAGCGAAACCUGCAAAUGUCGAGCUGGUGGCCAAAUACGAAUCUUCUAAGGUGGCCGGUGAUUCAUCCCAGAUGGACCGCAUCCGAGCAGCCAAUGGCCUCCGGGAUCGGCUCACUGCCGUGGAGGAGUUCGACUUUCCCGCUCCGAUGGUGCUUCCGGCCAGCGCGCUGGAGGACUACGCUCAGAAGUUUCCAAAGUCGGUCGUGAUCGGAAAGUCCAAUGCUGCAAAUCCCAAAGGUGCCCAGGUGCUCGCGCGGGAGGUGGUGAGUGCGACGAAAGUGCCGCCGGGGGCACGUCUGGUCUUCAUCUCGGUCCCUCGAGAUAGGUGCGUGGCACCCACCUUGGCUGACAUGCGCCAUGACGAGUUGCUGCGACUAGGAAAGUUUGGAAGCUGGCUCAUCAAGCGUUUGUCUCCCAGACCGGUAUUCUUCCUGAUCCCCGGGGCUAUCGCCAAGGGCCCCCCGGCAGCAUUGAAUGCAGCCACUUGCGCCUGGCCUCUGUAUGUGGAGCUGUGCACGGACAUGGUGCUGCUCGCUUCAGAGCGGUGGCAAAAAUCACCUUGGGCCCGCAUGGAUGCCCUCAUGGCCGUGUGGGCCAAGACUCCGAUGUAUUUGCUGCCGGAGAAGUACCAGCCAGCAGUAGCUCUCCCAGAUGCAUCAAGUGCAGCUCCAGCGGCUCCGGAGGAGGAUGCGAAGGCCAGCGCAUCCACGGAGCCGCUGAGUUUCAGCAUGGAGGACUUUGAGGGCGUCCUAGGAGGGGACUCUCAGCUUUUGAUUCUGGGUCAGGUGGAGUGCGAAGAUGUGGCGAAGCCUUUCUCCCUGGCAGGGCGGAAGGAACAGGCGGCGCAAAGGUUCAAAAGCCGACGCUGGCUGUCAAGCGGCUGGGAUAUUUUGGGCAUUCUGACACUGGCGGCAUGGAACUUCUACCUCACAGCGGUUGGCUUCUUUGAGCUCUGGUUUCCGGGCCACCAGUGGGCCUUCGUCGCGUCCAUGACGUAUCAGGCAAUGAACGUACUGGGGACCACCACUAUGGUGAAAGUUGGCCAGAAGAUUCCCUUCAAGCCUGCAUACGUUAUGGCGCUUGUGCUCCAACUGCUGAUGAUUCUAGCCAUGCCAAUGCUGGCAUUUUGGAGUCCCGAAGAAGCUAACGAUGAUGUUGUGACUCCCUCGACUUGGGGCUUUGCUGCUGCACUGGCUUGCUGCGCAGUCUUGGGGUUGGCGGAGUCCUGCUUUACAUCUCUGAUCUGUGGGCUUGCGGGGUCCACGGGAGACCCGAAACUUAUGGGCGCCAUCAUGACCGGGCAAGGCAUUGUCGGGGUAGUUCCCCCCAUAUUGAUGCUGUCGCUGAAGUUCUUAUCUGGAGAUCCCAUGAAAUGGAAAUACGAGGUCGUGUUCUGCUUCUUUGGCACCUGUGCCGCAUUGCAAGCCCUUGGCGUGUUCCUCGUGCGCUACGUGCCAACCUUCCACCAGGAGAACAGACACGCAGACGCCACGAUGGUGGAAGUGGUAAGCAUCGGCUCUUUCACCACUUCCGAGCCAGCAGACCCUGCUCGGCAACUUAUCUCCGGAGAGCGCUCGUUCGGCCCCAUCCUCAAGGAUGUACUGCCUCAGCUCGUGAACGUGACGAUGAUUUUCGUGGUGACCUUUGUGGUGUUCCCCGGUGUGGCCGCAAGCUGGUCUCCACAGCUGGAGUUUUUCGUCAGCAAAGGUGCUUUGGGUAAGGAUUGGUAUACAACCCUUGUGGUUGGAAUAUUUCAGAUAUUUGAUGUGGUCGGACGGUCGACGCCAAAGGUGCUCGAGAAGAUCGGAGUUUCCCCGAAGAGGCUCGGCAUUCCGGUGUGGAUGCGUUUGGCCUUCAUUCCAGUGCCUUGGCAUCGCUUUUAUGCUGCUGCAGCGAAGACCGAACUCAAUCGCAGCUCCCUGGCAGGCGUCCGUGCUCACUACUCGUCAGCAGCAGUGAGCACUGCCAUUGCAGACAUUGUGGGUAGUGAGAUCACUGGCCAGGAUCUGUUGGCCUUUGCAGUCAUGGCACUGUUUGCUUUGACCAAUGGCUGGUGUAGCACUCUGGCGAUGAUCUACGGGCCGCAGCAGGUGACGCACCCCGCCGAGCAGCAUAGGGCUGGUGUUAUCAUGGAGCUGGGGCUUAUUCUGGGCAUCUUUGCAGGCAGCGUCCUGGCUUUGCUCACACAGCUCGGUCUUCACUGCGUCUCCGUCGGCCUCUGUGACAGCGGAGGUUCAAAAGCCGACGCUGGCUGUCAAGCGGCUGGGAUGACUGCGGGUAGAGAGAAAGCCCUCGCGUUGCGUGCAGCCCAAGACAUGGCCAUGCUAUGA